GACCGGCCGAAGAAGAGCAGAAGGCGGCAAAGUGAGAGGAGAGAAACAGCGAGAAGAGGGGGAUUAGAGGGAAGAGAGGAAAACAACGGAAAACAGGGGACUAUUUUAAUCCCGUAUCCAGUGUACAGCGGGUUAGUGAGUGUGUGUUUAAUUCAGCCUUGUGUUAAAUCCUCUGGACUUCUCUUCUUAUUGGAAUUCUUCGUUCCACCUUAAACUUUCAGGCGCUGAAUAGAAAAGCGCUGCUCUGUUUAAGGUGGAAUUGAGGAUUGUAGCUAGCUAAUAGAAGGAGUCAUGGGUUUGCUGGAGCAGUGCGAGCAGCUGUUUGGUUCCUCCAGUCUGUAUGAGGUGCUGGGGGUCCAGAAGGGGGCUUCAGACGCUGAUAUGCGGCGCGGCUACUACAAGCUCUCCCUGCAGGUUCACCCUGACCGAGCCCCCGGGGAUGAGCAGGCCACCACCAAGUUCCAGAUUCUCGGAAAGGUUUAUGCUGUGUUAAGCGACAAGGAGCAAAGGGCUGUGUAUGAUGAACAGGGCAUAGUGGAUGAAGAAUCAGACUCCAUUGAUCAGGACCGUGACUGGGAAGAACAUUGGAGGAGGCUGUUUCCAAAGAUCACCCUUCAGGACAUCUUAAACUUUGAGAAGCAGUACAAGGGCUCAGAUGAGGAAGUGCAGGACCUGAAGAGGCUCUACCUGCUUCAUGAGGGAGACAUGGACCACAUCAUGGACCACGCACUGUGCUGUGAGCACGGAGAUGAGCCUCGCAUCCGGGAGAUCCUUCAGAAUGCCAUAGAUGCUGAAGACAUACCUGCUUACAAAGCUUUCACCCAUGAGAGCACCAAGAAGAAGGCCAACCGCAAAAGGAAGGCCAAGAAGGAGCAGCAGGAGGCGGAUGAGAUGCGGAAAGAGAUGGGACUGGAUGCUGAGGACAGUCUAGUGGCCAUGAUCCAGCAAAGACAGAAGUCCAAGGAGAAAGGCUUCAACUCUCUCAUCGCAGAUCUUGAGGCCAAGUACUGCAAGAAGCCCGCUGGAGGGAAGAAAGGGUCCAAAAAAAAGUGAGAGCUCAUUGUUCGUACCUGAACUGGAGAAACCUUUUGCAUCUCCCAGGACUGGCAAAGAGCUGGCGGCUCAGUUGUGACUGAAGGAACCUGCAGUGCGUGACUCUGGGCUGUUAUCCAUUCACAGCACACCAGAUGAGUUAUUUAUUAUACAGCUGAUGUGCAGUUAUGAACCCUAAAUGUGUUUACAAGCUUUAGGUUCACACUUAAAGGCCCACUGUCUGCUGUUUCCAUCCAUAGAACUGGGGUUUGUUUGAUUGAUUGGGAUUUCUUUUCCUGCUCUUAUGUUUGGUUUAUCAUGUAUAAACAAGUUGUAUGUAGUUGAUCUUAAGCUUUUGUGGCACUUUCACAUGUGUGUCUGUUGCAGUGGAACACACAUGCUCAUUUAAACAUGUUGGAAUUGAAUAAACUUUUUUUUUUU
Molecule: messenger RNA, 1473 nt
Organism: Astyanax mexicanus (Mexican tetra)
Lineage: Eukaryota; Metazoa; Chordata; Actinopteri; Characiformes; Acestrorhamphidae
Gene: dnajc9
Product: DnaJ (Hsp40) homolog, subfamily C, member 9
Exons: 6
Coding region: 292-1053 (253 amino acids)
Cellular component (GO): cytoplasm; nucleus
Molecular function (GO): heat shock protein binding
Source: RefSeq, a predicted model, not a curated record